AUGAACCCAGCCACGGGCCCUGGCUCUCCCUUCAAGCACAGGGCUGGGAGCCACCCCAGCCAUUCUCGGCGCUGCUGCCUGCGUUCGCCUAAAACGUUAGCACAAAGAAACCACCGAGAAACAAAACCCGGUCUCCGUGGGCUCGGGGCGGGCGAGGGGACCCGGCGACCGGGACGUUCUCCCGGUUCCCCGCCGCCCGGGGAGGCAGCCUCCGUCCGACCUUCACCGAAGUGUUUCAGAACUUGCCACCCACCCCCGGCUCCAUUUUCUCCUCUCUACGUGGAAACGGCCCCGCGCGAGGAGGGCGCGCGAGGACGGACGGGCGGGCGGAGCUCCGGGUGGCGGGCCGGGCCAGGCGCGGCCGGGAGGCCAGGGUCCGCGGCCCCACGCCCCCUCGGCCGGCCUCCGCCUCCAGCCGCUAUUGUUCCCGCGUAGCCCCCGCCCGCCGCGCUCCCGCCCCCGCUCCCGGGAGGGGGUCACGGAGGAGAAGGCGGCGGCUGCACAAUAACAUAAACACGGCGG
This is a messenger RNA of Castor canadensis (American beaver), 522 nucleotides long. The record is from RefSeq and is a predicted model, not a curated record. NCBI's taxonomy places the organism in Eukaryota, Metazoa, Chordata, Mammalia, Rodentia, Castoridae.